AUGGGUUCAUCUACAGAUGAUGGGAUCUCCGUCAACACGGAGGACGCCAUCGACGUGGUCGCCCGCAUCGACUUCAUCGUCGCCUCCCUCGAAAAGGCCGGCGUGCCCCCCGAUGAGCUCCACCACUUCAAGCAGGUCGUCAGCCGACUACCCGUCGCCAACAAUGCCGCCAAGGACGGCACCGCUGUCCCAGGAAAGGAGGCCUUGUGCAAGAGACUCGGGAGGGAAGCGAUUCUGAUGGUAAGCGGCACGGCAGCAGUCGGGGGAACCUUGCGCUGCGUGACGCUGGCCACGAAGGACAGCCUGGCGUUGGAAAGGUGGACGAACCUCCUCGAGCAGGCCAUGUCGCAGGAGGGCUACCUGGCAGGCGCCAGCAUCUUUCGCGCGAGCCAGAUCGGCGACAUACUCCGCGUGAAGGAGUUGAUAUCUAGGGGCGUCGACGUCAACCGCACCAACGCGUACGGGUGCGUGGCCCUGCACUACGCCGUGAAGCAUGCCGCCGAGUGUGCGGCGGUCGUGGCGCGGGGAGGAGACACGACAGGCGUUGACCAGUCCAAGAUCCACGCCCAGGAGGCGCUGCGGGUGGUGGUGUUUCUCAUGUCCCACGGCGCGGACGCGAGAGCGGUGAACCACCUCGGGGAGACCCCGCUCGACCUAGGGUUCCGCCUCACGAGCGGCUUCCCCAAAUCCCGGAGCCUCCUCUUGUCCAUCCUGGACUCGAGCAAGUACCAGAUCGCCGGAGGCACCAUCUUCAUCGUUCCGGCGAACCUCCCUAGCGUUAAGGAAGAGGCGACGAGGAAGGAGGAGGAGGAGGAGGACGACGACGAUGACACCGUGGCGAGGACGACUGGCCUUCGAGGGGCGCCGCCUGUCGCUACCGCCGGCACCGCUGCUGUUGCUGCCACCGCUCGCACCACCGCCCCCAAGACGACGACCGCAAGGGGGGUGACGUUCUCGCCCUCGCGGAGAAACCGGAGGGCGAAGAAGCGUUACGAGAUCGCGAAGUCGCGGCUCCCGUACGUGUCCUCCGCCUCCCUCUCCUCCGCCGCGCCGUCCUUCGGCGAGGGGCGAUGCCGCAGCAGCAGCGGAGGAGGAAGAGGAGGCGUCGCCACGCCGGCGCUCCCCCGUGGCGACCACGAGACGGCCCUCGGGGGGGCACGCCAUCGCCUGGCCGCCGGGCACGGCGCCCGAUGUUCGCGGAACGACCACGACGGUGGUGCUCACGGCGGCGGCGACCGCGGCGGCCGCGGCGGCGGUGGUGCCGCCAGGGAACGUCGUCAAGCGGGAGGGGCGGGCGGUGUCCACUUCAAGGACUACAGGAUGGGGAGGAGCUCUGCCGUGCUCGUCAGCGGCGGCGGCGGCGGCGGAUUGAAGCGCGGGAGAGGGACCACGCGGCCCGCGUCCUGCCCUAUGCCGGGUGGUGUCGACGAGGGCCGCGGCCCUGGAACACCGGGCAGUCGGGUCACGAGCUCGGCAAAGGGAGCAGGGCAGCAACGGCGGCGGCGGCGGCCAGCGACUACCACCCCGGGCGGUGGGACGGAGAUGAGUGGUGGUAGCACCAACAACGGGUGUCGUGGUGACGGUGGCGCACGAGUCGUCGGCACCAGGCAGAGGCACAGCGGACGCCACUCCGCGCGCGGGGAACAGAGCGAGAGGCCGUGCGCAAGGCGGCGACGAGAGGAGGGCGAGAGAGCUCCCGGCAGCAUGCCCGACAGCGAGGCGAGGAGGCAGAUAUGGGAGUGGCUGCGCGAGAGCGCCGGCACCGCGUCGGCCGUCCCGCCGGCCAUGGCCCACGGGUCUGGCGGCGAAAUCCUGGUCGAGACUAGCUCGUACGUGGCGACGGGCCGCCGGUCGGACGUGUACCGCGCCCUGCAGGCCAUCAAGGGGGACGGCCGGGGGGAGCUCAUCAGCGCCGAGAAGCUGAGGGCGGUCCUGUGCCGCGUCGGCCAGCCGCUGUUGCCCAACGAGAUGGACGAGCUACUGCAGGAGACUGAUCCGACGGGAACGGGGUACGUCUCCUGCUCGAGGCUGUCGAAGCUCGUGGUCCGAGGACGUCUUCAGCCACUCGCAGCAGGCAAGUCACGCACACGGCGUUGCUCCGGCGGUGUUCCGUUUUUUCUCACGGUUUGGUUUUCGGCUGGGUUGCGAUGCGAACGAACGCGGUGAGCGACGCGGGUUGGCUUCAGCUCCCCAUCAGCGUGUGUGUGCACAAAGGGGGCGAAACUCGGUUGGGAAAGCACAACUUGUCUUUCUGCUGCCACUCACCAGUUGUCGGGGGUUGCGAUAGAUCGCGUUCCGUGGGUGGAGCUUGAGCUGACCACGAACGUAGUGUGGCGGUAGGAGCCCGCGUGAGUGUUCGGGAUAAACUAAUUAGUUGUAGCUUACGAUUUCCGGCGGUUAUUUUCUACUUCGGGCAAAGUUGCUCCUGUCGAUGACGUGUGGGGCCUAAACAUCCAGCACAGUAAAGCUUUGGAUAGCCCAAUCCCAGGGACGACGCACAGUCCAGAGGAUGAUGUGGUCCUGCACGCAAAGGCAAGACGACUGGCUAGAGAAAGACGGCUGGAGCGCGUGGCGGCCAUCGCGCAGCAGAGAGCGGCGGAGGAAUCGAGCUGAAGGAACCGUCGGAUCUACUCCCUCUUCCAGUAGAUCCCGUCUCUCUCUCUCUGCGGGGCGCGAGCUCAUCAAUAAUAACGAGAGGAAGAUGUGGAUCACCCCAAGCCGGUAGUACUCCGCUACUCCAGCUGCUGUUCUUGGUCCUCGUUUUACCUUUCGUUGAUUGCCCCGCUUUCACUUAAAGGCCUUACUUUGCGUACCUUCUAUUGUACAUCGCGUGUUCUUGUGGGUUAUUCUUGUCUACCUGUAGCGGGGGUGCGGUCAGAAAGAUAACAAGAGUGACUAAAUUACAACCGUCACCAGUCGACACUCUUGCGGCCUCAUGUCUCAGACCGAUGCACGCCUGGUUUCAACUUUCUUCCGCCCUCGGACCAGUGGACAGAAAGAAGUCAAUUGGUCAAGGAAAGACAAGGCUCAAAACAAAGACUGCCACACACAAACAUGUGUGCAUUUUACACAACACGUACUAACUGCACUCCAGCUGUCUCCCAUACCGUUUUCGUAUCUUUUGUGGCUCAAAACCACGAUCGACCUCACAGAGCAAAAACAUGGAGAGUUUGAUGCCGAAAAAAAGUCAAGCAUCUCGACUACUACGUGUUGGUUGGGCGGAUCCCUUUAAAUCGUCGCCACUUCGUCUACGGGGAAUACUGAAGAAACACACGGUACAAAAACAGACACCGUCACGAAAAAACUCUCUCCAGCCAAUGUCCGCAUCUUUUCCAAAACAACACUACACCCCGAAGAGGAUGCACAUGCCCCCCCAAAAGCCCAACGAAAUCCAACAAAAUUGACGCAAGCCCAAAAGUGUAAUGUCUCGGCGGCUUUCCUGUGUGAACACACGGGUGAUUCAGCGAAAUCACGCAGCAUAUAGUUUCUGUUUCUUGCUUCUACGCAUAAAAAAACACAGCCAAACGGGAGUCCUCGAAGGACUACCAGCAAAAAAGGUUGACCAACGAUCUUGUGUUCGAUUUAGAGCUGUGCCACUGCCACCACACAUCAGGUCAGACGGCGACUGUAGGUAGAAUUUUAGCUCAACGACACGGACGCCCACACGCGAAACCGGGCCAACACCAAGCAGCAGCCGGUGGACGGGUCGUCUCAGGCCAACAAAAAAUACACGCACGUUCCACCCUAGGUAGUACAGCCUUCAGAGAUGGCAAGGGAUGGCACCUUCGCACUGCACCACACACAGGACACAGCCGCGCGCGCGAACAAAAUCACACACCAUAAAAUAUCCCGCCGCAAUCCACACCCGUGGAACACCACACACCACUGCACACAUAAUAAAUAUCAACACGGACAAAACAGGGUUCUCUCACGCCGCUAGCAGACAUACUCCGCACCCCCAGACACCCAGACACCCCCUCCUCCGCAUUCGUUGGCGCCCCCGCAACCUCCACUCUCGACGAGAACACCACCAACACAUACAUAACGUAAAGACAUUGACGUAAAUAGUAGGUGACGAUCAACCCUCCAUAAGUAAAAAACACGCGUCACAACUUGUACCGUAAAAAAGCCUACCACAUACUACCGCCACGUUGCGGCUAGGAU
This is a messenger RNA of Ectocarpus siliculosus, 4164 nucleotides long. The record is from the annotation of a GenBank genome assembly. NCBI's taxonomy places the organism in Eukaryota, Phaeophyceae, Ectocarpales, Ectocarpaceae.